Messenger RNA from Hydractinia symbiolongicarpus, 792 nucleotides. RefSeq names its product blastula protease 10-like. Gene Ontology annotation, biological process: proteolysis. The record is from RefSeq and is a predicted model, not a curated record. The transcript is spliced from 8 exons. Gene Ontology annotation, molecular function: metalloendopeptidase activity; zinc ion binding. Bases 1 to 792 code for a protein of 263 amino acids. Lineage: Eukaryota; Metazoa; Cnidaria; Hydrozoa; Anthoathecata; Hydractiniidae.
AUGGCAACUGGAGCCUUAACAUUACGAUUACAAGGUAAAAGUGCCAAUACACCAUCUCCAUCUGAUUUAUAUAAAAAAGUUACUGCUAAUAUGAAGUCACAAGGUCUUUUAGUCAUCAUUUUUAUUGCUUUUGGGAGUGUAUCUUGCCAUUACCUUAAUGACAUGUUGGACGAGUUUAGAAGGAAGAGAUAUGACGAAACUGAUGAAAACAAUGAAAUUGAAAAUGACUCUACAAACUCCAUUGAUAUUGCUACAAUCAAUGGAAAACUCAAAAAGAAGCCAGUCGGACAACAUAAGGGAGAUCAUCUCGCUCAUGAAGACAUUAUGUUCCAAAAAGGCGAAGAAGAAGCCGUAUUCGGAACAAAAUCGUCCAGAGACGAAGAAUCAUCUGAGGGAGCUGCAAAAGACGCAAUAGUAGAAACUCAUAAGAGAUGGACAUUGCCUGUUCCAUAUCAAAUCGAUGGAAGUUUAGGCUCAACGGCAAGGUCUGCGAUUUCAAGCGCCAUUUCUGAUUACGGUUCAAAAACGUGCAUUACUUUUCGCCCUAGAAGAUCUGGAGACACUAGCUACUUGUCAUUUUUUAAAGGGGACGGAUGUUGGAGUUAUGUUGGUCGAAAAGGAGGGGAACAACAAGUGUCUUUGGGUUCAGGAUGCGAGCACAAAGCCACGGCUAUCCACGAGAUCAUGCACGCUUUAGGCUUCUGGCAUGAACAAUCAAGAACAGAUCGGGAUAACUACGUUCAAAUCCUCCUCCACAACAUCCAACAGGGUUCGCAUUUGGAAAAAUUGUAA